Messenger RNA from Sorghum bicolor (sorghum), 1503 nucleotides. RefSeq names its product translation initiation factor IF-2. The coding region runs from base 156 to 947 and encodes 263 amino acids. The record is from RefSeq and is a predicted model, not a curated record. The transcript is spliced from 2 exons. NCBI's taxonomy places the organism in Eukaryota, Viridiplantae, Streptophyta, Magnoliopsida, Poales, Poaceae.
CGUUCUUCGUGCUAACCGUAUAAGAAAUGACACACGAGUUGAACUAUAAAGACGAGGCAGUGAAUCAUCCGAUGGGCAAGCACAGACCUCUCUAGCCAUCUAGCUGCAUUUCAUCCUGUGGUUGAUCUGAUCGAUCUGUCACAGCAAUCCAUCCAAUGCAAGCCAUCAUCAUCAGUAGCAAGAAGGCAGCAGGAGGAUCAUCCAUGGCGAAGUGCAUUGCCACCGUGCUGGUCGCCGCCGCCGUGCUCACGUCAAUGCAGCCAUCAGUGGCGGCGAGCAACGCGCCGGACGCCGACGCGCUCCGGUUCCCCGGCCGCCCGGGCAGCAGGCCACGUAACCCGGUGUUCCCGGGGUAUCCGAGAGCCAGACCGUCGCCGCCGGUGCCCAGCAGCUCCUCCCCUGUGGUGCCGUCACCCGUGCCCAGCGUGCCGUCGUCGUCGGCGCCAGUGUCGCCAGCGCCCUGCGUCAGGCCCGUGGUGCCGCAGCUGCCGGGCUUCCCCGGCCUGGGUGGCAGCGUGGGCGGCGGCGGCGGCGGCUCUGGCUCUGGCUCUGGCGGCUCCACGCCGUCGUCGCCGACCGACUGCGUGACCCCGCUGGCGGGGCUGAUGACGUGCGGGACGUUCCUGACGGGGAGCGAGUCGGAGACGCCGACGCCGCAGAGCGAGUGCUGCGCGGGGCUCGGCGCGUUCCUCAACAGCUCCAGCUCCGGCGCGGCGGAGGGCGACGACCACACGCUCCGGUGCCUGUGCCCCGUCAUCCUCGGCGACGUGAACAAGAUGCUGCCCAAGCCCGUGGACCCCGUCCGCAUGAUGUACCUGCCCAUCGCCUGCGGCGUCGUCCUGCCGCCACAGGUCCUCUACAUAUGCUUCACUGGGCAGCAGCAAAGCCCGCCACCCGUCGGCCGCAUUCCUGACGUCUGGGAGAAGCCGAAUUCAGGCAAGGAAUAAUCUGCUAGUUCUUCGUCAAGAUUUAACAGCUUUGCUUUUUCAGUUCAUGGUUCACAUGAUGUUGCUCAUCGUGGAAGUAGUAGAUGUCUGAUGUUGUCUUCUCUUUUUCCAUAUAUGCAGCAGCCUUGUCGCCUUGAUGAUGAGCAACUUGAAUCUGAAUGGAGGCCGGACAGGAAUGGUUCAGUCAGAAUCAUAUAUUUAGUUCAUAUAUAAGUACACAAGAUCAAACUUACUAGCAGUUGCAUGCAUGCCUGCCUCUCAAGAACAUGCAUGCUUCCAUACAUAUAGUUUAACACAUAUACAUACAUACAUACAUAUACAUGAUAGUUUCAAGUUAUCAGAAAUUAUAUUAAUAGGCCGUGGAUGUACCUCGCACUUCAGAAAUUUAUUACCGUCUCAUGUAAGACAAUGCUCUGUUACACGGAAGAAUAUAUUUAUAUAGUACGAUAUAAUCUAGGUAAUUGUAUGUCUUUCAGCGUUUUGUUCCGAUCGUCCGCAACUAAAGAACAUUAUGAUCCAGUUAUCUGAGAAAAGAAAACAAAAAAAAAGAAAAGAA